AUGGCUGCCGCAAUCAAAGCUGUCAAUGCGAAGAUACGCUCGAACAAGGUGCUGGAUUAUAUAUGCUCAACACAUUUCUGGGGCCCGGUCUCAAACUUCGUAUCUCCGGCCCAAAUGACAGGCGCCCUAGUGAUAUACUCUGGCACAUUCAUGCGUUACGCCCUCGCAGUAACCCCUAAGAACUAUCUGCUAUUCGCAUGCCAUUUCGUGAACUUCGGCGCGCAGCUGACGCAGGGAUAUCGGUAUCUGAAUUGGUGGAACUGGGGCGGACGCGAUGCAGCGAUUGCCGCGGGGAGGAUAGUCGACACACCAAAAUCGGGCACAGAAUCUGCAGCUGACUCUGCCUCUGGUGCUGCUGUUGCUUCGGGGAAGAAAUCGUAA
Molecule: messenger RNA, 381 nt
Organism: Histoplasma mississippiense
Lineage: Eukaryota; Fungi; Ascomycota; Eurotiomycetes; Onygenales; Ajellomycetaceae
Exons: 4
Coding region: 1-381 (126 amino acids)
Biological process (GO): pyruvate import into mitochondria
Cellular component (GO): mitochondrial inner membrane
Source: RefSeq, a predicted model, not a curated record